Messenger RNA from Engraulis encrasicolus (European anchovy), 3493 nucleotides. It is a transcript of the gene phf13, whose product is annotated as PHD finger protein 13. NCBI's taxonomy places the organism in Eukaryota, Metazoa, Chordata, Actinopteri, Clupeiformes, Engraulidae. Gene Ontology annotation, molecular function: chromatin binding. Gene Ontology annotation, biological process: mitotic chromosome condensation. The transcript has 5 exons. The coding region runs from base 349 to 1494 and encodes 381 amino acids. Gene Ontology annotation, cellular component: nucleus. The record is from RefSeq and is a predicted model, not a curated record.
UGAAUGAUUCCCAAACCCGCAUUUUGUAUGUGUGGGUUUGAAUAUAGCCAAAUGGUGUAAUACUACAGUGACGUACUUGUUUGUUUGCAAAGAUAACUCGACGUUAGAUUUCGAUAUCCACGUCUGAUCUUUUAUCAUUCCAACAUUUUGGUAAGAAAACAACUUCGACUAGGAACCACCGACCUGCACAUAACAGAAUACCUUACGGCAAGUUCAGCAUGACAAAGGAACGAACAACAUUAGUUAUCGAAUGAAUGAAAAGGUGGCGAUGCACAUUAGGUCUAGAGAUGGCGUACUGUAUCGGAAGAUGAUUGCUAACUUGGACGAGACCCUCUACUAGCUUCUGAAAUGGAACGCGUUGCCCCGUCAACGACCUUUGAAUCCCAGGGCUUCAGUCCAACUUAUAAAAGGCAGCGCACAGUAGAGGAUUUCAACAAGUUCUGUACUUUUGUAUUGGCCUAUGCUGGGUAUAUUCCCUACCCCCAAGAGGAAGAGGCCCCCUUGAGGAGCAGCUCCAGUCCGCCCAACAGCACUGGCAGCACGGCGGACAGCGACAGCUGGGAUUCACAGCAACGCCUCAGCGGCACUUUCACCUCUCCCUCUCCCUCCCCCGUCCUCUCCCUGCCUGGUCAGUCCCACCUGUCCAGCAGUGGCCGCAAGAGCUUUGCAGGGUUCAAGCGCGGUGGUGACGCAGAAGCCAGCUGCCGGUACCCCCCAUCACAGCUCCACACACGUCCCAAGUCGGCCGGCCUGCUCCUGGAGGGUCGGAGGAAGACGGACAAGCUGCUGCUGAAGAAGAAAAAGAAGAAGAAGCCGCAGAGCAGGCCGGCCGAGGAGGAGUUGAGGCACCUGAAGCCGGUGUUUAGCUCGCCGUCCGACUUUGUGCUGAGCAGUGGACGGGUCAUCAAAGAGGAGCCGGAGGACUUCCUCAGCAUUCCUCAGCCCGCUGCCUCCUCACACAUGCGCCCUCGUUCACCAGAGCACCACCAUAUGCAAAGUAUCCACGCAGGAGGACACUCUCCCCCUCACGAAGAAGGCUUCAUGUGCAAGCAGGAGUCUGAUUUCGCUCAAGGAUCUCCGUCCUGGAAUGGGAAGCAGAGCCCAGAGCACGAGCACGACUCCCAACCCCAGCUCAGCGAUGGUAAGGCACUGGUGGUGGAGAUGGAGGGCAUGGAGGGAACCAGGACUGUGUUUCGCCAGGGGAAACAGGUGGUCUUCAGGGACCAGGAUGGUUCAGGAGAUGAUGAGGACAUUAUGGUUGAUUCAGAUGAUGACUCGUGGGAUCUGGUGACCUGCUUCUGCAUGAAACCGUUUGCCGGCCGGGCCAUGAUCGAAUGCAACGAGUGCAACACCUGGAUCCACCUGUCCUGUGCCAAAAUCCGCAAGACGAACGUGCCCGAUUCGUACGUCUGUCAGCGGUGCAAAGACACUCAGUUUGACAUCCGGCGCUCCAACCGCUCGCGAGUGGGCCCCAGGAAGCACCUGUUGGACUGACGCACCACUUCUGUCCUGCCCUUUGACACAGACUCCAGUCACACUGUCACCCUGGUUCCUCAGUACUGCUCAAGAGCCCCCACCUAACCCCCCUCUCGUCUUUUACACACACUCAAACCAGUAUGGCAUUUGACCUAUUUUUGGUGGUGUUGAAUCUUCAUAGUACAGUACAGAGCAGGGGUUUACACCACUUCUCCUUUGUUGUAUGUUUUACGUUCUUUGUCUCUCCACUCUUGCACAGUAAUUUGUGAGAUAGACAGAGGGAUAUAAUGUAUGGACUAGUUUAGGGAAAUAUGGAACGGUCAUAAUGAAGAGGGUGUUGGUAGGACAUGGAUCAGGCGUGAUGGUGUGCUGGUAGAGACUUGCACUUUUUUGACGAAAGCUUCCUAUAUGGUUUUGCCAACUUGUGUUGAAAUUUAAAAUGAUAGUUAUUAUAUGAAAGAGAGAACGUUGGAGGUUUCCUGAAAAGGUUUUUUUUUUUUUUGCCCGUUUUCGUGAGUGUUUGGCUGACUUUGUUGCUGUUUUCUGGUGUUGCCGCAGCCCCUUGGAAGCGGUUUAAUUUUCCCCCUCUGUAUUGACAUUCUUUUUGUUUUAAAAGAAAAUGUUAUCCAUUGUUCUUUUUUUGGUUCAGUUUUUUCAAAUAUAUAUAUCUAUAGAUGUUUAAAGCAUAAAGUGGAUUUAUUCAGAUUUUCAUCAACAUUGAGAUGCUUUGCUGUUCUGUGCGUUUGUGUGAAUUAUUUUAUAUGUGCAAGAUGGACAAUUCUUUCCACGUGAUGAGGCGAGGGCCUCAGUAUUGGAAGUAAGAUGUAAUGCCUGCUUGUCUUAAGGACUUAAAUCUUAUUCCAACCUUUUGUUUAGUACACAAAUGUACAGAUGAUGUUGUGUUAUGUACUAUUGCCAGGUUCCUUUGUGCUCCAAUGGAAAAUACAUUUUAAGUAGUUUUUAGAGAAUCAAACUUUAAGACUGUUGAAAUGGUGUCUUCAGACCAAAGCGGAUUGAACUCUGAACUCAUACUGGCUUAUGUGAGGGUGUGAAUUCAUUUCAACCUGCUCUUACUGCCCAUGUUGUCAUGCACACUGUACAUAUUACACUUAAAUGCCAAAGUGACUUAUUUUUACAUGUACCCACUGACAAGGUCUUAUAAAUAUUUUGGUUGAUGUGUCUUUUCAACCAUAUGUUAUUGGACAUAAUUUUAGGGGAGUGAUUUUUAUUUCAUUUUCUUGUCAGAUGCAUAGAGAACACCCACUCUUUUUUAAAGUAUUGAGUUAAACACAGUGUCGAGUUGACAACACUUGUGAACAGUUUGAACACAGAACUGUUGUUUUCCUCUGGCUUCCAGUUGUCGCCCUAAUGGGUCUGUAGUUACGUUGACAUUACAUUGAGUCUUUAUUAUCACGUUAAGGGAGAAAACAGUAAUUCUUAAGACACCAGCCUGUUUUAUACCGAGGUUACAAUUUGCAAACUGGCUUUUGACAUUUGUUUUUUUAAUGUGUCAUUAAAGCUCACAACCUCACAAAGAGCCACCAGUGCUUAAAGAUGCCAGAUACCUCUUCUGUUUCAACCCCAACUUAAGAAAUCAGCAUCAGGUGUGAUAAUGUCUUUGAAGAUGACGGACUACAAUCACACUUUACCGUAAUAGUUAUUCUCAAUGAUUAACUCGAAAUAGAUUUCAAAUGGUGAUGCAAUACCAGAGUGUAAGCUAUAUACAUUUUACUUCCCAUACAUCAGGUUAUAAACACAGUGGUAAAACGUGUUCAGACAUAAGGCUUUUUGUUUUUUGUUGUGUGUUAUAUAUGGUGCUUUAUUCCCGUCCCUGAGCUGUUCUCUGGGGGGUGUUUUUGUCUGGUGUUCCCAGAAUUGGGAAAGGGAUGUGGAAAGGUUGGGAACAUGUCAGUGAUAAAAGCUGUUUCUGUGAAACUCUGUUAAAAAAGCUCAUGUUUUUAAAUGCAGAAAUAAAAGAAAUAUACAGGGGUGCCUCGGCCCCGCUCUGAAUACACAA